Molecule: messenger RNA, 3887 nt
Organism: Gigantopelta aegis
Lineage: Eukaryota; Metazoa; Mollusca; Gastropoda; Neomphalida; Peltospiridae
Product: protein moonraker-like
Exons: 17
Coding region: 130-2922 (930 amino acids)
Biological process (GO): centriole replication; protein localization to centrosome
Cellular component (GO): centriolar satellite
Source: RefSeq, a predicted model, not a curated record
CUGCACUGUAGAGGGCGCAACUGCACAGGAGGGAACCGUACGAAAAUGUAAACAUAAAUUGAGAGAAGAGACAUUUAUUUUUUCUAAAAUACAAAUUAGGAUUGCUAGUUGAUUACAGUUUAAUUAGAAAUGGCAGCUUUUGGUCAUAAUCAGCUUCAGUUUAACCUUGCAUGUCCACCAAUGGCGUCAAGACUUGCAGUACGAUUUCACAAACCCGAGCCGAUCAAAUUUGAAAAGUUAAGAUACAUCGACGCAAACAAGCAAUCUUAUCAGAACAGCUCAACAGAAAUGAAUGGUGGUGAACAGUUUAAUCUGGCUUCAGUUUCUCAAGAAAGGAUGUCUCUAGCUAUUCAACUGGCAAAAAGAGAUGUAAGGAGAAAGAACCAGAGUCAGAAUGUUCAACCAGAACGUCGUUCCUUAUCCCCAAAGGUAUCCAGAUCCAAAACUAAGAUCAUUCAUGGGAAGGAAUAUUGGGAUAGACAGAGAAAGUGGCAGUCGCGAACCAAGAAGCCUCUCAGUGCAAAAGAACAUGAUAAAAAUAGACAAGUUAAGGUGGUACAAACCCAAACUCCUAGAUUGUCCACAAGAAGUCAUUUACCAGUGACCACCAACAGCCCGCCAACAAGAGAUACAGACAGAUACCCAUCUCACAAGUGUGUGAUAGAUCGCCAAGAGCCUGCCGAUGAGGUGGAGAAGUUACAACAGGAAAUGGAAAACUACCUUCACCAGAUACAGGUCAUUGAAGAGAAAGCCAUCAAUGAACAAAAUGUGGCUUUCCUCCAUCAACCACGCACAAAAAAAAAGGAUGGGUAUCUUUCCGAUGAAGAAGAUGACAGACGUCGCAUGGUCAGAGCAGAUGAACAUGCGACACGAGCAGCGAGGAAUAUAUACAACCUUCGACAGCAAGUGCGGCAGAUCCAGAGAGAGAUUAUGACUCUUGGACCAGACAAGGCUAAGCAUACAAAAAAGAGUCAGGUAAUGGCCAAGUUGGCCUCGGCACACCGAGGUGCAGUUCGGGCGAUCCAGACAUUUGUCAUGCAGCUGCCAAACCAUGAUCUGAGACAAGGUCUUCCAUCAACCUAUCAGGAACUGGCUCUUCUAAUCCGGCAGUUGACACAGCUCAGUGUGGAGAUUAAACAGGGAGAAAACAGCAAGGUGCAGCAGGAACUGACCAACAUGCUGGAUAAUGUUGAGAAAUUAAAUACUGCCUGGUGUCAACAGAUGCAGGUUUCACUGCAACAACAGCAGUCUGAACAAAGUUGUUCUCGAGUUAGUCGGCCACCAUUUCAGACUGAUGGACAGUAUUGCCAAAAGCAAAUAAAAGCUCACGGAAAGGAAAACAAACCAAGAGGAGUUUUUAAAAAGACUGUAAAAGGAGGUGAUAAAGUCAAACAAACAAGAUCCCAGUUUCAACUUUGUUUACUAGACAUUACUUCAAAUGUGUUUACAAAAAGAGCCAUUUUUGACCCGUGCUGUCCACCUUAUUUUUAUAUUUUCAUUAAUUGCAGGCAGAAAAGUUUUUCAUACGGUUCAAGACAUCGCCUACCUUCUCCUGUCACAUCUCGGAGUUUCACAUCGACCCCACCGUCUUCCCCUAGUCGACAAUCUGCCAGUAAGGUUGGCAGUCGAUCCCCGCAUACAGCGAGAAGAUCUGCUAGAUCAAACAGAGUUGUGAUACGUGAUAUAGAUCAAGACACCGUGAAACGACUUUUUGGGGGAGAAGACAUAGAACAAUUUAAGAGAAGGGGAGAGCCAGAGUUGUCACCAUCCAGCUCUUCAACUACUCUAAGACCAAGAUCAGACACUCGGCGGCCUCAAGAUCAGAAUGAUGACAGUGACAAUGACGUUGAUCUGAUGAUCCUGGAUGAUAUUCUUACCGACACAACUCACGAAUUACAGAGGUUAGAGCAUGAACAGGAGGCGACACGUGAAGCAAUCCGUCUGCAGGAUAGACCGACUCUCAACAACCUGUACACGAGACUGGAACAGAUGGAGCAAGAACAAAAUGACAUUCGAAGAAGAUGGGCGUCGGUGGUCUUUGAAAACCCAGAACCAAAGACUAAUUAUUUUACCACCAAAGAUCUAUUAUCAGACCGGCCACGAUCUCCUCCCGCAAUAGAAGUGACAAGGAUCAGAAGCCAAGGCACUGAAGGACGAGCAAUGUCAUUUCCACCACAGCCUGUGGCAGCACCAGUUCUUUUCACGAAGAUACAACCAGCGACAGUUUGGCAAGAAAGGUUCCCUCGUGACAGGCAGCAGACUUCACAGAUGGAACCAGAGACGGUUCCGCCAUUUCGCCGACUGAAGACACAGCUCUCAAUUCCACAAACUGUUGUGGAGCGGAUCGUCAACAACAAGGAAGACUUUGAGCUUCACCUCAAGAAGAUGUCUCACCAUCCAUUUGGAAAGUUCGAUCCCUGGAAGCUGGUUGAAGAGAUCACCGAUCAGCUGAUGGACGAAUGUUUUAGAGAUGUCGCAGAAGAGAUGGAGGACAUCAGUGAAGGCAUAGCCAACAACAUGUACAAGUCCGAGUUCAUGGUCACUGGUGGUCAGUCACCGAGCAGUGGUCAGUCGCCAAGCAGUGGUCAAUCACCAGGUAGUGGUCAGUCUCCAGGUAGUGCGUGGUCUGCUGGUGUUCGUCAAUCUCCUGGUAGUUAUCGGUCACCUGGUCGUCCUGGUAGUAGGCGGUCACCAGGUAGUGCACGGUCUCCUGGUAGUGCGCAGUCUCUUGGUAGUGGACACCAACCACACCGUGUAGAGUCGCCAGAUGGUGGACAGCUACAUGAUGAUCGAGAGCUCUCAUAUGAUGGGGUAGCUGGUGAGGACGACGACGAGGAAAUAGCACAGGCCGAUGAGGAGGAGGACGACGAUGAUGAAUGGCAGAGCGAUUCGGGUGAUGAAAGCCUGACUGAAGAUCUUUGAUACUUGGAACAGGUGGAUUGUAACCUGUAUAAGAAAGGUGUGGGGAAAACAGCUGUAAUUCUACAGAUGGAAAAGGUGUAGCAAGUUCUCACAGGUUGGAUUGGAAAGAUUUAGAAAGCAAGCUUUAAUGCAACAUGCUUUGAUGAGAUGGCUUUACGAAGACUGCUCUAAUAGGCCUACCGAAGACUCGUUUCGAAUGCUCAAGAUAUAAUGGGAAAGGUCGACAAAGACCACUAUAAUACCACAAUAGAGGCAAAGAGGAAAAUGAAAACUGGAUCGACUCAGUUCACACUACUGUCUUUCAGUUGUAAAAACUUAGAUUUUUCUUAAUAUGCCCUUUAACCAAGUUUAGUUGGUGUGACAGUUUUAAUGUAAAUAGUAAAAGUCAUGGUGAUCCACCUUCCAAGCCAAUUUACCUCAGAACAUAGUUGUAUUGCAUCUGAACAGUGUGGAAAAUGUCAGAAAUUACUAGCAGUGAAGACAGAGCUACCUGUGAUGUUUGUACUGGUUAAGUAUUUUAGCAAUUUUCAUUUAGCAAGGAUAUUCAAAUGUAGUUAGUGUAGGUUUAGGAUUCACUCCCAUGAGUAAAACAUACACACACACCAAUUACUGAUUUAACUAGGUUCAUCGACAUUAACAAAGUGAAUCAGAAUUUUAUUAUUAAAACAAAACUGUCAAGAGUAAAAUUUUGUUUUCUAUCGUGUGCUUAAACCUUCCAUAGUUACAUAUAAGAAUUAUUUAUUAUACCACUAAAAGAGGAAUAUGUAUUUAUUAUACCAAAUAUUAACAUAUUACUACAUAAUGAUGUGAUAUAUUUUAUUCUUGAGCUUAGAUAAUUAGAAAGAAUUUAUCUUCAGAAUCAGUAUUUAACAUUACUUAAAGAAUUAAUUUUAUUCUUCAUUAACACUAAACAAAACAAGAGAUUGUGAAAAAUCUGUAAAUGAAUUAAAAUAUAUUUAUAUUGA